AUGGAAGGAGGAACGCCGCCGCAACCUCCGGGGAUGGACAUGACUGUGGCUCAACACGUACCCCUUGGAUCGCAACCUCGUCUUCGAUUACUUCGCCCUCUCCCCUUUGAUUGGACCUGCAACAACGAGCAACUCCGAAUACGCUCUCUCCACCCUCUCGAUCUCUCUCAACUCACGAAAAUGACAGGCACAACAGAGUUUGUGCUCUGUGAAGUUAUGGAACCCCCAUCUUGGAUGGGAAGGGCACUCUAUUAUAUACAAAAAGCUUUUACUACAGCUGCCUCAAAGUUGGAGAAGAUAGGAUAUGAUGGAUCAGUUGACUCUGAAAAUGAGACUGCAUUGCUGGAAUCAAAGGUUGCUAAGGUGACAAUUGACCUAAAGGAAGUUAAGCGAGUGGAUAAUAUUCCUGCAUCCUUGCAACACAAGAGGUUAAAGUGUGGAUUUGUGACUGUUGAUUAUGAACUUAAUAGUUGGGACUUAAGAGUAUAA
Messenger RNA from Lotus japonicus, 489 nucleotides. Its product is annotated as mediator of RNA polymerase II transcription subunit 6-like. Gene Ontology annotation, biological process: regulation of transcription by RNA polymerase II. Gene Ontology annotation, molecular function: transcription coactivator activity. The record is from RefSeq and is a predicted model, not a curated record. Gene Ontology annotation, cellular component: mediator complex; core mediator complex. NCBI's taxonomy places the organism in Eukaryota, Viridiplantae, Streptophyta, Magnoliopsida, Fabales, Fabaceae. The coding region runs from base 1 to 489 and encodes 162 amino acids. The transcript is spliced from 5 exons.